Sorghum bicolor (sorghum) is the source of this 1186-nucleotide messenger RNA. Its product is annotated as 1,2-dihydroxy-3-keto-5-methylthiopentene dioxygenase homolog 2. The record is from RefSeq and is a predicted model, not a curated record. NCBI's taxonomy places the organism in Eukaryota, Viridiplantae, Streptophyta, Magnoliopsida, Poales, Poaceae. Gene Ontology annotation, molecular function: acireductone dioxygenase [iron(II)-requiring] activity. Bases 140 to 736 code for a protein of 198 amino acids. The transcript is spliced from 7 exons.
GGGUUCGCGUUCAGUCCAAGCGGACAUAAGAAACGCAGGCCCCUCGUUCCAGAUUCCACGUUCAGGAGCAUUCGAGAACACGAAGAAAUACGACGACAAAGGAGAAGCCGAGCAGCGACACUGCAUACGGACUUUAGACAUGGAGGGCCAGUUCCAGGAUGGCAAGGAGGAAGUCAUCCAAGCAUGGUACAUGGAUGACAGUGAAGAGGACCAGAGGCUUCCUCAUCAUCGCGAGCCCAAAGAAUUCAUUCCUCUCGACAAACUUUCAGAGCUAGGAAUAUUAAGCUGGCGCCUAAAUGCUGAUGAUUGGGAGAAUGAUGAGAAGCUCAAGAAAAUUCGUGAAGCCAGGGGUUACUCUUACAUGGACAUUUGUGAUGUGUGCCCAGAGAAGUUGCCAAAUUACGAGGCUAAGAUAAAGAAUUUCUUUGAAGAACACUUGCGUACUGAUGAAGAGAUACGAUAUUGUCUUGAGGGUAGUGGCUACUUUGAUGUGAGGGACGAAAAUGAUCAGUGGAUCCGUGUAGCAGUGAAGAAAGGGGGCAUGAUUGUUUUGCCUGCAGGAAUGUAUCACCGCUUUACAUUGGAUACCGACAACUACAUCAAGGCAAUGCGGCUCUUUGUGGGCGAGCCUGUGUGGACGCCAUACAAUCGUCCCCAUGACCAUCUCCCGGCUAGGAAGGAGUAUGUUGAGAAAAUCAUCAACAGAGGUGGAAACCAAGCCGUCGAAGCUCGUUGAGCAUGUCAAACUCUACAUGUCCUGCGGAGCCUACCUGUUGCACUACACUUUACAACUCCUGGUGCUGUAGAAUAAGAUUUGCUAUUGCAAUCAGCUCAUGCCACCACCAUGUUGUCAGUUAACAGUUUGCACAAAGCCUGCUUAAAAUCUUGCCUAGAUAUUUUGUAAUAGGAAUGGUGUGGUGUUUGAUGAAUGUUGAAGUGAUGAUGAUUCAACCCAUGUGUCCUUCACAGGUUCGAUGAAACGUUGCACACAAUGAUUUACUGAAAAUCAUGCUUGGAUUCCUGUACCAACCCUCAGUCUGACUGAAUGUCGUGGUCCAACUACUGACCAUUAUUAUUUUUGCAUGAGUAUCUACUGUCGUUCUUGCAGUAGGACGACCAGGCUUUGUAAUGAUGUACUCAUUCACAGUACGGUUCUUAUUACCAAAAAGUUUGUGCAGAUUGAUAA